UUCAUUCCAACAACAUUGACCCUUGAUCCAGGAGUAACCAGACCACCUCCUCUUCUUAGUGAAGCAGAUUUGCUGAGUUGUAUGGACAAGGAGGGCAUUGGUACGGAUGCUACAAUGCAUGAUCACAUCAAGAAGCUGCUUGAACGGUUUUAUGCAACUAAGGAUGCUAACAUGCGUUUCACACCAACUAAUUUGGGUGAGGCACUUGUUAUGGGAUAUGAUGACAUGGGGUAUAAACUAUGGAAACCAUAUCUGAGAGCAGUUAUGGAACGCGACAUGAAAUUGGUCAGUGAAGGGAAUAAAAGCAAAGGUGAAGUCCUGCAUACUAGCUUGCAGCAGAUGAGAGCUUGUUUCACAGAUGCAAGAUUAAAUAAAGUGAAGCUUUUAGAAGCCAUGACAAUAUUUUUCGAAAGAUCAAAUAGAGUUGGCAAUGAGCAUCAAAAUACAACCGUGGAAGUUGUUCGGCGGUGUGGACUUUGCCAAGAAUCAGAUAUGGUGCUAAAGAAAAAUCGAGAUGGCAAAUUUAUGGUUGGAUGCUUGGGUUAUCCUCAGUGUAGAAGUGUUGUCUGGCUCCCUGGAUCAAUAUCAGAAGCGGUUGUGACCACCAAUACUUGCAACAGUUGCACUCCUGGUCCUGUUUUCUUAAUUCAAUUCAAGUUUCGGCAGCUGGAAAUACCACCAAGCUACAAUGUCAACCAUUUAGGUUGCAUUGGUGGCUGUGAUGAGAUUCUUACACAGUUGACAGAAAUAUGUGGCACUGGCUCUCGCAUGCCAGCAAGAGCUCGAGGACCUACUCCAGCAACCGGAAACACCGAUCAUACCAACCCAAGGCAGUCAGCUUGUUUGCACUGUCAAGAAACAGGGCACUCUUCUAAUGAUUGUCCUUCACAGACUCGACGCUUCAGGAAUGCUCAACAACCUGAAAUGAACCAACAAAGUGGAGAAUCUUCUGUUUCAUGCAGCUCAUGUGGAGCACCAGGUGUUUUGCGAACUGCAAAUACAGCAAAUAACAGGGGCAGGAGGUUCUACACAUGUCAAUCACAGGAGUGCAGCUUCUUUGUAUGGGAGGAUAGCCUCAAUAAUGGCGGUGGAGGAAGAGGUUCUGCACGUUCAAAUAGUAUUCCAACAUCCACCCGUGGUCGAAAUCGUGGUCGUGGACCUCGUGGUAGGGGUCGGAGUGGAUCUAAUUCUUCUAGCGGGACAUUUGUGACAGCCACUGGGGAUCCUAUUUCUGGUAGAAGGUGCUUUACCUGUGGUGAUCCAUCCCACUUUGCUAACGCCUGCCCCAAUCGUGGAAACUGA
Molecule: messenger RNA, 1302 nt
Organism: Vicia faba (fava bean)
Lineage: Eukaryota; Viridiplantae; Streptophyta; Magnoliopsida; Fabales; Fabaceae
Source: the annotation of a GenBank genome assembly